Messenger RNA from Schistocerca gregaria, 5926 nucleotides. RefSeq lists its product as uncharacterized. NCBI's taxonomy places the organism in Eukaryota, Metazoa, Arthropoda, Insecta, Orthoptera, Acrididae. The record is from RefSeq and is a predicted model, not a curated record. The coding region runs from base 10 to 1332 and encodes 440 amino acids. Gene Ontology annotation, molecular function: nucleic acid binding. The transcript has 2 exons.
GUUUAGUGAAUGUGUAUCCAACGUGAGCUGUAUGUUGUUUACCGCGUGUUUUCGUUAUACUGUGUGCUAUAUCGUUGUGACUUUUGUUCCGUUGUUAGUCAGCAGGACCAGGAGAAAAACUACGUAAGCAUUCAUGGACAGCCAUCAAUUCCUGCCGACAGUGUGGUGGAACGUACGUCGAAAACUCUUGGUAUUAGUGCAAGAACGGUAGUAAGUAAGGGAGUAUUACUACAAAACUUGGAAGAUACUGAAGUGAGCCGUAAUGCUUCCGAGCUGUCUGGAUCAAAUAAUACAUUUUUAUCAACCCCGGGAAAGAAGAAAAAGCGGCCUAGUCCUAUCACAGGUUUAGAUUCUUUCCAGGCUGAUGCAGUUCGUAGGCAUGUUUAUGCUUACUACAGCAGAAAAGAGUAUUCGACUGUAGCCAAGUUAUUAAUCUCUUUAAAAGAAAGUGAACUUUUCAGGGGUGGUAAAACGUCACUAAAAAAUUGUGCUAAAAAUAUGGGUUUCUGUUACAAAACGCUAGAUGGACGCAAAGUACUGUUAGAGAGGGCACAUAUUGUUACCGCUCGUAGCAUUUUCUUGCACAAAAUUGUGGGCAGAGACAUUCAUUCCAUAAUUUGGCUAGACGAAACGUGGGUUAAUGCCGGGGAAGCCGUCAGUAAAUGUUGGACGGAUAACACACCCAUCAGUAGCGGCCAUCAACCGACGGGAAGAGGAGCUAGAUUAAUUGUGGUCCAUGCAGGCUCCUCCAGUGGUUUUGUCCCUGAAGCACUUUUAGUUUUUAGAUCAAAAAAGACUGGUGAUUACCAUGAAGAUAUGGAUCACACACGAUUUGUUGAGUGGUUCAGGAACCUUUUAAAACAAUUUCCUGUCCCUACAACAAUGGUAAUGGGCAAUGCUCCAUAUCAUUCGGUGAUACAGAACAAAGCCCCAACUACAAAUGAUUGGAAAGAAGUUAUGGUGCAGUGGUUACAGGCUCGAAAUAUUGUAGCAGAUAUGAGUAUGACAAAGGUUCUGUUAUAUUCUCUUGUUAAAGAAAAUAAGCGUACGACACCUACAUACGUAGUAGACAAAAUUGCCAAGGAGCAGGGUCAUACUGUAAUAAGGCUGCCACCAUAUCACUGCCAUUUCAACCCUAUUGAGUUAGUAUGGAGUGACGUAAAAAUGUAUUUAAGGAACAAGAAGAAGUCCUUUACAAUAACAGAGGUGGAACAGCUGUUGCGUGAAGCUCUUGUGACUGUGGAUGCAGCCUCAUGGAGAAAAAAAGUAGAGCACAUCGAGAAGCUUAUACGAGCAGCACAGACAAUUGAAGGCAUUAUCAGUGGCCAUUAACAAUUAAUGAUUUGUCUUGCAUGACGACGAAGACGACGGUUUUAGCGAUGAAUCGGACAACAGGGACGAUGGCGAGCUGGAUGGAAUUGCGCCAUUAUCGCUGUAAAUUGCACAGUUACGCGCAGUCUGGCAGCACCCUCUGCAGUAUCAAGUCCAUGCAAGUCUUCAUCACAUUAUGGGUCAGCCAGCUCCCAACACCAGUCUGGGCAGCAAUCACUAUGGAAUCCACAUAGGCAGAACUAAAGUCAUUAAUUUUCAACAAAUACAGUUUCUUGGAAAAAAAUAGUAUACUGUUAUGACUCAGUCACAAUUAACAUUCAAAAAUGAUAGACGGAAGGCCUCUGUUCAACAGCUCAAAGUCUCUUGUUUGGUUGAGGUUUCCAGAAUUUAAUAUUUACAAAGUCCUACUGUUGCACAUGAAAGCCAAGUUCCACUAGAGUGUACUUUCAAUACGUGCACAAUGAUAUAACUCCUUGAAGAAAAGAAUACAGUCAGUGUUCUACCAAAGUUUCUGACAAUGGAGACUCAGCCAUCAGUGGAGCUGCAGAGGCCUUGUGGUGUCUGUCGAGGAGAUAGCUGGUUGGCAGCGGGCAGCAGCAUCGUAAUGGAGAGGAUGUCCGUCUGUACCUAUAGUGCAUGGUAGUGCACAGGCCUAUAAAUUGUUGUGUUGCAGGAUAUCACAGGAACUAUUUUAGGUCAUGUGUGUCAUGGAUGCAAAUAGUUCCCCACCCAGUCAGUGACUCUUGGUGGCACUGCUUGGACUGCCUAGUGAAACUGCUACAAUUCUGUUUUCUGGUGCAGAGUGGUUGCAUGGCAUGUAGGCAACCCAUCACAUUGUGCCAGAUUGGUUGCUGGUUGUACAGACCGAAUACAGCAACAAGUCAAUCUCCACCAGACCAGUUCUCUUGGUGCUAAAUGCACACCUAUGGGCACAAUGAUUCAUCCCCAGGCUCCCCUGUAGGUGCUGAACUCCUGUCCUGGAGGGCGGUGGUUCACAACGAGGGCAGUAAUACUGUCAUCCAGCAGCACCAGUGCGUGCUUCUAACAUGGUAGUGGUGGAUGCCUAUGAGAAUUCAGUGGAUGUUUGUGUAUUGGCACUGCUCAUUCAGGGUGACACAGUGCCAAGUUAGGCUUGCCUUGCUGGUUGGGAUGAACAGUGUUAGCAAACAUUAAGCAGCCAUCUUACCUCCACAACCUUCCAACAUCAACGGCAUUGCCAGCAGACCACACACUUGCGUAGGACAUAUCUGGUGGUGUAGCAGCACUUGAACAUUGUAACUUAGGACUAAAUAAAAUACGUUAUAUCUUGCAGCUGUGUUUUCUACCCCAGUCUGGCAUCACCAUUUCCACAACCAACCACUCCAGUACCUCUACACCAGCUGGACACAGUCACUGCAUGUUUAUAUAGAGUAGUGUCCGAAGCAUUUUGGUAUCAGCAUGGCUUCACAAACACAGCACAAAAUUUUGUGUAACUGUGGGGUGAUUAAGCAGACUAUUGGUUUUUGUGGUUGGUAUGUGUUGAUGGCAUAGAGUCAAUGUGAGUGAGUCACAGAGACUUGACAGUCAGGUUUGUGCAGCGAGGGAAACUGGUUGAUCUUUCACAACUUUGUGUUAAUACAAAGGAACAUUAUUCAUGACCUGUGAGAAGGCACUGUAAUUCAUCAGGGCAUUCUGAUCUAGUACAGAGUCAGUAUCAGUAGUUUGUGAACUGUCAUCAGUAUGGGCGUAUGGCUGGUCAGUGCAGUGUGAAUGUGGAUAAUGAUAAAACAAGAUUUAAGUGUGUGUUGUGUCAUACGGCCUGUUUUGAGUGCAUUUUGUGUUCUUUGGUGUGUAUCGGAGAUUAAGGAUCUGCAAUGACAGAGUCUCAAAUGCAUGUGUUCCUUGGAGUAUAUUGGAGAUUAAGGAUUUGUAAUGACAGAGACUCAAAUGCAGGAAGCCACUAGUUGGGAGGCAGUUCAAGCAUUGGUUACUGAAAUGGUGCAGUUGAGAGCAGUUAAUACAGUUUUGCAUAAUAGCUUGCAGCUACAGAUUAAGAGUUGGAAUCAGCUGAGUAACCUACUCCUUUAUUACAUCCAGCCCCAGUCAUUGUGAUCGUGCACUUUUCUGGAAAGUCAACUGAUGAUGUAAUGUGGUUUUUAAUGACCUGCAACUAGUAGCUAGUAUGGGGUGGGUGGGUGGGGGUUGUUACAGGUGAAAGAUUUAUGGUUGGUAGAUAAGCAAAGGCAUAUGUCAGAUGUACAGGAGGGACUAAGAGGUGUCAGAUAUUUGAUGAAUGAAAAAGGCCUGCUACAAAAGCACAAGAACGAAAAUAGUGCAAGAUUUUUUUUUUUUUUUGGGCAGGCAGUUGGGUAGUCUGUCAAUGAAGCAUAAUGUGCUGACAUAUGAGCAGGGAGGGUGGCGAGACAAAUAGCGUCAUACUCCAUGAAAUGGAAUAAAGGGCACUGGGCAUAUUUUAAGGGAGUCUGUUGCAUGGUAGGUCUAGAUGGGUGAGAACAGGUACUCUGUGGUCAGAUUAACCAGGGAAUUUCAAGAAAUUAAUGUAAUAACUGGAAUGCAGAAUAAGAGAGAGUUCUCCACUAAUGUGAGGUGCUGUAAAUAUGGUGGGGCUGAACAUGUGCACAGACAAUUUUGCCAACCUCUUUGUGAUAGAUGUGGUGUGGUUGGACACCAUGACUGCAGAAAUGGUAAGGGGAAACAGGGAUGAAUAAGCAGGCGUUAAAUGCAAAAGGGAGCCACGGGUCCACCAUACAGGGUUCCUGAUACGUUUCAAUGCAACUAACAUGAUGCUUGCAGAGGCAGAAUGUAGUUUAGUCAGAAUAGUGAAGGGUAGAAAGCACAGGUUAUUACUGGGCGCAUGGGUGCAUGUGUCGGCAAUAAGUAUAGAACUCAUGGAUCAGAGACGAUUAAACACUCCACGCUAUAACUUACAUGGAGUUGGAGAUAGUGAUGUGGAGUCUUUGGGUUCAGUACUCAGUUCUAACUCAACACCUGCGGAAUUACAAUGAUAUGACGGAGGAGCCAUCACCAGGCUCCAUGGUAGCAGCCAAAUUCCUACCUUGGAGGGCAGUGAUCUGCAGCUAGGGCAGUACUGCCACCAUCCAUCUGCACCAGGGCAAGCUUCGAACAUGUUCUUAUCACUGGCAUUGCUUGCUCAGGGCAACAUGGUGAUAAUUGAGUUAUGCACUGCUGAAAGUAGUAAACAGUGUUGGAAAAGCUGGAUGUUGACAUCAAGUAGCUGUCCUGCCACUGUGACUUUCCAAUAUCAAAUGCAUUGCCAGCAUACCACAGACCUGUAGAGGGCAAAUACAAGGGCAUUGCGGCACAUCAGUAUUGUAGCUCAAUACUAAAUAAAAUAUGUUACAUCUUGCAGUGGAGUUGUCCUAGCCAUUCCAGGCCAACACCACUGCCUCCAUAAUCUGCCAGUCCAUCACCUCUACACCAUAGCAGCCUUAUUCAUUCCAUUCCAUGUUGCUAUAAUAGGGAAGGAUGGACUAUGAGAAGCUGAGAAGUUUUUGUGCAAUGUCUUUCAUAAAAUAAUGGUUCUUUAGAUAAUAGAUAGACAGUAUAGAUCAUAGGAUGAGUUGUACAGGAACUGAUUGUGUCAAUAAGAAAAUGAUGACUAGAGUUCUAAGGAUAUCUGUUGUGGAUGAAUGCAACCCUACUAAGGAAGCAGAUGUUUAAAUGUACUGGUCAACAAGCCUAAUACCUUUGAAAAAUGGUGCUAGGGAGGAAGAAAGGACCUUGGGACCUUUGGACUGAAGGAGGAAGACAUUGCUAACAAAGUACUAAUCACUGAACAACUACUUCAAUGGCUUCCACAAUAAGCAAAAGCAGAACGGUGUCUGGAAACAGGGAAGAAAGCUGACAGUUAGAGAAAGAAUGUAAUGCUUUUAGACUGUAAAAUACGCUUCCAGAAAUAUCUUAUAGUUACUUGCUAUGGCCUCUAAUGUCCUAAACGAGGUGAAAAUAAGAAUAUAUCUGAAUCCUUCCAGUGUCUCCAGGUUUCUUCCUCAUAUACAGUUUUAUUUCGUGAUUCUUAAAGUAAGUGUUUCGCUAGGCUCAUGGUCCAUAGGUAACUGCAGACUCUGUGAGUGAUGUGGAUCAAGUAAAUUUUACAGUGCAUAUCAUAAGCAGAAAAUGUCAACAUGCUGACCAUUUACGCAAUUUCUUAGGGUUUUUAUUAGUAUCUCGUGUUAGUUAAUCAAGUGGAUAUAUCUCAGUAAGAAGUCUUUAGUUUAAUUGCAUCCUAUCAGUAUUAACCAAGGCUUUAGAAUGUAUAGUUCAUGAAUGGCAUUACUAAUUACUUAACAUCAAAUAAUCUUUUAGAUGAAUACCAGUCCAGUUUCCAGCAAAAUUGCUGCACAACAACUGCACUUACAAAACUGACAGAUGAACUGAAAUAAGCUAUGGACAAAUAAUGGGCAACUAUUAUCAAACAGUGGAAACUCCAGGCAGGAAUAUCAACAAUGUAUGAAAAGACAGAUUGCUACUCACCAUAAAGAAGACAUGUCAAGUUGUAGACAGACACAAUUAAAAGACACACAUAUAGCUUUCAGCCACAGCCUCUGUCAGUAAAACACACACACACAAACAA